Molecule: messenger RNA, 606 nt
Organism: Manihot esculenta (cassava)
Lineage: Eukaryota; Viridiplantae; Streptophyta; Magnoliopsida; Malpighiales; Euphorbiaceae
Product: calvin cycle protein CP12-2, chloroplastic
Exons: 1
Coding region: 50-430 (126 amino acids)
Biological process (GO): negative regulation of reductive pentose-phosphate cycle
Cellular component (GO): chloroplast
Source: RefSeq, a predicted model, not a curated record
CCUUCCAUUACCCAUUACUGGACCAUAUCAUAGCAAAUUAGAAACAACAAUGGCAACUCUAGCUGGUCUUAACCUCUCAACUCCCAGAGUCUUAGCCAAGGCCACCGAGGCACCAAAGGCUCAACCCAUCUUCAAGUUAAACAACCCAUGGAAGAGGGCCUACCGAUUGGGGUCUGGACGCAUGCAAAUGGGAGCAGUGAGAGCAGCCCCAGAUAGCAUAUCAGAGAAGGUGGAAGAGAGCAUCAAGAGCGCAGAAGAGGCCUGCGCAGGAGACCCAGCGAGCGGGGAAUGCGUGGCGGCUUGGGAUGAAGUGGAGGAACUGAGUGCAGCUGCUAGCCAUGCGAGGGACAAGCAGAAGCAGUCUGACCCUUUGGAGAAUUACUGCAAGGACAACCCGGAGACAGAUGAGUGCCGCACUUAUGACAACUGAAAAAAAUGGCUUCUUUUAUAUAUGUUUCUUCAUGGUUUUAAGUAAUCAAGAUUUUAGAUGUUGAUAUUAAUCCUUUGAUUAUGUGAGGAAAUUGAAGUUAUUGUAUGAUGGAUUCAGCAUGGUGUUAUCAGAUACAUAUACCAUACCAUCUUAGAAGAUAAAUUGCUUAUUUACUA